Messenger RNA from Onychostoma macrolepis, 5035 nucleotides. RefSeq names its product FHF complex subunit HOOK interacting protein 2 (gene fhip2a). The transcript is spliced from 17 exons. Lineage: Eukaryota; Metazoa; Chordata; Actinopteri; Cypriniformes; Cyprinidae. The record is from RefSeq and is a predicted model, not a curated record. The coding region runs from base 97 to 2358 and encodes 753 amino acids.
GUUUUAGUGUAAGUGUUCAAUCUGGAUCACCGCAGAAGGAGUAGAGGGAAGAGAGAGGAGAUCUCCAGAGCAAAACUCCUCCUGUCCAAAAACAACAUGUUCUCCAAAUUCACCUCCAUCCUACAGCACGCUGUCGAGGCGCUUGCGCCGUCACUGCCAUUGCAAGAGGACUUUGUCUAUCAUUGGAAGGCCAUCACACAUUAUUACAUAGAAACCUCAGAUGACAAAGCCCCAGUGACAGACACCAACAUUCCCUCCCAUCUGGAGCAGAUGCUGGAUAUUCUGACCCAGGAGGAGAGGGAGAGAGAGUCAGGAGAGACGGGACCCUGUAUGGAGUAUCUUCUCCAUCACAAGAUCCUGGAGACGCUCUACACCCUGGGCAAAGCAGAUUGCCCUCCUGGAAUGAAACAGCAGGUUCUGAGUUUCUACACCAAGCUGUUGGGUCGAAUUCGCCAACCACUCCUGCCUCACAUCAACGUGCACAGACCUGUACAGAAACUGGUCCGCCUGUGUGGCGAGGUUCUGGCUGCUCCUACAGAGAAUGAAGAGAUCCAGUUUCUGUGUACUGUCUGUGCCAAACUUAAGCAGGACCCUUACCUCGUCAACUUCUUCCUUGAAAAUAAGAAUAAAAAGUUGGAUGCUGCUAAAGACGGUGGAGCUGAUUUGGUGAAAGAGGAUCCAUCUUCUCCAGAUACGGGACAGCACCAAAACCAAAAUCCCAGUCUGGUCACAUCUGCACUGAAAGAAACAGCAGCCUGUCGAGCCAUCAGCCCAGGGGAAGCUAGUCCAUCCUCCGUCCACACUACACUGCCAAACAAUGACAACUACAACCUAGUCAGCUCACUUCUUAACCUCACUAAGAGUCCAGAUGGGCGUAUUGUGGUGAAGGCAUGCGAGGGUCUGAUGCUGAUAGUCAGUUUGCCUGAACCAGCUGCAGCCAAAUGCCUCACAGAGAACACCGAACUCAGUCAACUUCUCACGGACCGGCUGGCACAGUUCUACCGGGCCCUUCCCCAGUCCAUGGACCCUCUUGACAUUGAAACUGUGGAGUCUGUAAACUGGGGGUUGGAUGUGUAUAAUCUAAAAGAAGAUGCUGCAGCUUUUGCAGGCAAACGUGCACUUAUUUCUUUCCUAUCUUGGCUGGACUAUUGUGAUCAGCUCAUCAAAGAGGCACAGAAGACGGCUGCUGCAGUUCUGGCCCAGGCCGUGAGAGAGCGGUUCUUUGUUGCCGUAAUGGAGCCUCAGCUAAUGCAAACGUCAGAGGUUGGCAUUCUGACUUCAACAGCCCUGUUAAACAGGAUCAUCAGGCAGGUGACAUCAGAAGCCCUGCUUCAGGAGACCGUUUACUUCCUGUUGGGAGAGGAAACGGGACCAGAGACACCUGCCGGCAUUACCCAGCAUCCCCUGAGACACAGACUCAUAGAACAUUGUGACCACUUGUCAGAUGAGAUAAGUAUCAUGACCCUGCGGCUCUUUGAGCACCUGCUGCAGAAACCAUGUCAGCACAUUCUGCAGAACCUAGUGCUGCGCUGCUUGGAAGAUCGCAACUACACAGAAAACAAACAGCCAGAGGAACGAGAGGAGCGUGAACACAUGGAGAACGGCCAACCGCAUGACGCCGUAGAUCUUGAAGAAGACCCGUUGUUCUCAGAUCUUUCCCCUGAUAACAGACUCUCCAGCCCCGAUUGGUUAAGCUGCUCUCCACCACCAAGCACAGAACACACAAAGCCUGAUGGGAAGACUGAGGUUCACAAAAUAGUUAACAGUUUCCUGUGUUUGGUGCCUGAUGAGGCAAAAUCAUCCUAUCAGGUUGAGGGCACAGGCUAUGACACCUACUUGAGAGAUGCACACAGACAGUUUCGUGACUAUUGUGGAGUUUGUCAGAGGUGGGACUGGCGUAGCAGUCCAAAACCCUUUGAGAAGUGUAAUCUGGACAGUCCUUUUUUUGAGGGACACUUCCUCAAAGUCCUGUUUGACAGAAUGGGGCGAAUCCUCGAUCAGCCGUAUGAUGUUAACCUGCAGGUGACGUCUGUGUUGUCAAAGCUGUCUCUGCUGCCUCAUGCUCAUCUUCACGAGUACCUGCUGGAUCCUUACAUUAACCUGGCACCGGGCUGCAGGUCUCUCUUCUCAGUCAUCGUCAGGGUGGUUGGCGAUCUGAUGUUGAGAACUCACCGUAUUCCUGAUUUCACCCCUAAACUCCUGUUGGUGAGGAAGAGACUUCUGGGACUAGAGCCAGAGGGGAUGAGCGUUGAUCACGUGACUUUGCUCGAGGGGGUGAUUGUUCUGGAGGAGUUCUGCAAAGAGCUCGCGGCUAUCGCGUUUGUUAAGUUCCAUGCGUCCGCCUCCACUUCCCCCUGAUCCUCUCGCCACUGUGCACAGGACACAAACAGAUGAAUAAACAGACGAAAGGGGGUGGAUGUCACAGGAACUACAAACCCUACUGCACUCAUCCCUCAGCGCAGACUGCUGCCUGCGGCAGGACUCGCAUUCAAGGAUGUUUAAUUCGCGUUAUCUCUGGGAUGUUUCCAUAAAUCUGACUGAGCGUACUGUUCUAAAGGCACCGGAGAGGAGAACUUCGUAAUGAGAAUUGUGACUCUUGUGGAACUGCCCAUCUGGAGAGGAUUUUGUAGCAUUGACAUGUAGAGAAAAAACUAUAAAACUAAAAAACUUAAUGCCAAAAAUUUGGGUUCAAACGUACAAAAACAAAUCGACUUAAAUUCGAUGACAGUAAUGAAAACAUACAAUAAGUAAAAAAGAAAAAAGCUGAAUGUGCUAAAUUAAAUAUUUAAUUAUUAAUUAUUGUUUGUCAUUUUGCAGUAUCAAAAAUACUGUCAAUUGUUGUUCUUUGUUCUUCUGAGAAAAAUAGUGCUGAUACAAAUAUCAAAUGCAACACAGAAGUUAAUUUGUAAUGAAAAAUUACUCCGGAUUCAAAGUCUUAUCUGUUUUUAAAUAAUUGGAGAACCAAAAAACGAGUAACAUUUUAAGUGAAUCCUCUCAUAUUUUUUUUUUCUUGUUGCGUUUACCAACUCUUUUCUUUUAAGUGAACAGGAGGCAAUGCGGUCUGGAUUGAUUUGAGAUUGGGCACAUUUGCACUCAAACCGGUUUCCACUGGUGCAUCCCCAGAGAGCUUCAUCCUUCAUGUUCCUGACAGUGUUCCUAAAUCAUUUUAGUUGUUAAACUUGACGUGUUAGGUGUGUGCCUUGGUCUCAGCUAGACAGUAGCUGUGUCCUUCAUCCUGUAUCAUCACGUAUUUAUUAUAGAUUUAAAAAAUAAUUGUAAAGGUAUAGUUCACCUAACAUAACAAUGAUAAUGUAUUUGUCCUUACGUUGUUGAAACCCAAGAGUUUCUAUGAAACAACAUGCAAUGGAUGUGACAUGAAUAGUGAUAGACACAAAAAGUACCCUAGCAAUGGUUCAUUUAAUUUGUGCGCUUUAUGCCAAGUUGUCUAAAGCAGUUGUGAUAGGUUUGUGUGAACUAAUAGGGGAAAUUUCAUAAGUUAAGAUUUUCAGUGAAUGAGUUAUAUUUCAGUCUUUUUCUCACACAGAGCUAUUGUACAAUUAGGAAGACUUGGAAUAUAGUGCAUGAGUAAUAUAAAUCAUUUUUAUGAUACUUUUAUUUUGCUUUUUUAAAGCUUGGUAGCAAAAAAUCACUAUGAGUGAAUGGAAAUGUAAGAAAGAAAAUGGUUUGGAACAACAUUAGGGUGAGUAAAUUAUGACAAAAUGUUAAUUCUUAGGUGAACUAUUCCUUUUAAAGCUCAGAAACGAUCAGCUGGUUUAGAGUUUAGCUGCUUCCAUAUGAGGGAUCUUUAACAUUGUAUGUUUGCAUUAUGUGGCAGUGUGGUAUUAUACCAGCAAUAGUGUUAUUCAUCAGGCUGCUCUCUUCAUCUGCUCCUGCUCUUUGUAAAGGACAUGCUGUGCUAAAUGCACACCGUGUACAUUUGGCAAAGAAGAGGCACAGCUUGAAAUAGGGUUGGGUUUUUUAUUUUCAUUUUUGAACGGCUGGUUUCCAGGGCCUUCUCACAAUGCCUUGGCAUCUUGGCUUUAUUUAACAAUCUUUACAGGGUUUAGAUUUAUGUAUCGCAAUUAUUACUUUGCAUUUUUCCAUCCAUAAUAUAUGUGUAUAUUUAAAGCUGCAUUGUGUGAAGAUUUGCAUUUAUUUUCAAAAAUUGCACACUAGUAUAUGUUUAUGCAUUUUACAAGUCUGUCUUUUUAAUUAUAUUUUCUUUAAAACCAAAGGAUGUAUCAUCAUAGGAGCAACGUGACUGCUUCAGAGAGAGAAAAAUAAUGCAUCUUUUUUUUUUUUUUUUUAAUUCUUGAUCAUGCACAUUUUAUACCGAGUUCAGAACUGUGUAUAUACAAAUGUACAGUUAUAACAGUAGUGAUGUCUGGUGUGAAAUGCAUGCGAGGUCAUAUCUGUUAAUAUGCAGCAGAGGAAAGCAUAUUCCUUCUCUAUCUGACCUUCCAUUGUUUUUGUUUUUUGUCUUUUUUUGCCUAUUUAUGGGGAUAUUUGUGAUGCCUUAUUUUAAAUGCAGCAAUUGGUUAUAGCCUAUAACCCCUGCGAUCUUGGUUUUGAGUUAUACAUCUAAGAAAAAUUGGUCUUUAUUUUACUGUCCAUUUUAUUUUUUAAAAAAAGGUUGUAAAGCAAUGUAUUCCAUUGGUUAAAAUGAUUCUGAGCUUUCUGCUGUAAACUUAUUUUUGUUUUCUCUGAAUAUGUAAUUCAUCUACUUUGACCCAAUCACUGUUCUGCUUGACUGAUUUAUUCCCAUCACUUGUACAGAUGUAGCUCACUCGUUUGUCAGAUGUGUCAGGAGGGAUCUUCUGUUGAAUUUGAACGCCACUGCCAUGGUGUCACAAUGUGACACUUUUUAGAAGAACAAAGUUAACCGGUUACCAUAUUAGGGAUGAAAUGUCAUGUGAUCUCAGUUGCUUGAUUCUGCUGGGCCUGUAAAUCUCUCUAAAGAGAUUUGCUGUGUCCUGUGGCUUACUUUAAUUCGUUUCACUCCGUCCUAAUUAAAACAUUUGCUUUCUUCAAAUUU